AUGUCAUCUUCAGUUCAGCAGAUUCAACAGCAACAGUCCGCCGGAUCAGUAGCUGGUGCAGGACCAGAUGAGGUUUAUCAACACGGGACAAUAGGAACGUUUCUAAGGCAGGAGUUGGAAGGUGGAUUUUCGAGCUUCAUUCGAUGUGUCUAUAAAGCGAAACGAGUCAACAACAACACUGUAACUUUGGUAUGCGAACGUGACCAAGGCUGCUGCGAACACGGCUGUUGCCCAAAGGAUCAACACUGGAUGGCCGGCGUUUACGUCCUUUUGGCAUUUGUACUACUGGUAUUCGUCGUCGGUACAGUACUGAUGAUUGUGUGCUAUCAGCGAUCGAAAAACAAGCAACGAAAAGAACUACGAGAAGCUACCGAAUAUAAUGGUUAUGCCGGCUCACAGCCUGGUGGAGUCGGCGCUACUCGUCAUAUGGUGGACCUACCUACUGAUGUUACCUCCACGCCAACACAUCAGCUGCUAUCAUAA
This is a messenger RNA of Ostertagia ostertagi, 483 nucleotides long. NCBI's taxonomy places the organism in Eukaryota, Metazoa, Nematoda, Chromadorea, Rhabditida, Trichostrongylidae. The record is from the annotation of a GenBank genome assembly.